This is a messenger RNA of Aureobasidium pullulans EXF-150, 3010 nucleotides long. RefSeq names its product alpha/beta-hydrolase. The record is from RefSeq and is a predicted model, not a curated record. Bases 148 to 2910 code for a protein of 920 amino acids. Gene Ontology annotation, molecular function: hydrolase activity. The transcript is spliced from 2 exons. Lineage: Eukaryota; Fungi; Ascomycota; Dothideomycetes; Dothideales; Saccotheciaceae.
CUCUUUGUCUCAAGCAUUGCUUUCCUCGUCGUCGCCUGCAUCCACGAGUCCCUGUCUUGCUUGAAGCUGCUAUGCGUUCAUGACAAGGAUCCCCAUAGACUCGAACACGAUCGAUACGAAGGAUUCUCCUAAUCUAAACGAUCAACCAUGGUCUUGAGCACUCUCGGCGUGGCCGCCGACGUGACACCCUCGGUCAUCGAGACCUUCUUCUCACACUACCUCAACCGCAAACCACUCAAAGGAAAACCUACCGCCCAUGUCUCAUACCACGAAGGUCUGCGCCUGAUCCGCCAAUUCCUCGCAUAUGCCUCUCAACACACCGUCGAGGACAUCCAAGCCUUUACCGGCCAAUGGGUUCCUACCCCGACAUGGGUCAAGCUCGAGGAAGUCUCCAUCUCGGAUGCCCAUCUGGAGCGUUCUGCCGAACUUGUAAAGGCCCAGCUUGGCCUUGCCGGUUUGCAAAGAGUCGGCGGUCAAGAGUGGUGGCAGUGGAGACGAUCAGAGAUUGCACUGAAGGGCGAAUGGAUUGAGAUGCGCCAGGACUAUAACGACCGAAUGGCUGCAGACAAUAAGAGCGACCGCGUCAUUCUCUACGUCCACGGCGGCGCCUACUACUUUGGUUCGGUCGAUGAGCAUCGCUACCAGAUGCAGCGCCAUGCAAGAAAGCUCAAGGCCCGUCUGUUUGCCCCAAGGUACCGUCUGGCUCCUCAAUUCCCUUUCCCGUGCGGUCUACACGAUUGUAUCGCCGCCUAUCUUCAUGUCAUUGAGCAUUGCCAUCCCUCGACUGUACUUCUAGGCGGCGACUCGGCUGGUGGUGGCAUGGUGAUCAAUAUGCUUGUUACCCUUCGCGAUCAAGGAAUUCCUCUUCCAGCCGGCGCCCUUCUCCUGUCUCCGUGGGUCGAUCUAACCCAUUCUUUCCCGAGUGUAGCUGGAGAAGGCAAUUUCGACUACAUCCCUGCCAAUGGUUUCCAUCACAGACCUUCGAUGGCAUGGCCACCUCCGAAUGCCAACGAUCUGAGAGAGUUGAAGUCUCCGCAGAUCGACUCACCGAGAAAAUCGAAAGAGGAGAAGAAAAAGCUCGAGCGAGAAGCAACAAUGGGCUUCUCUGUCAACGACAUACCCAAGGAUGACGGAAAUUUUGCCUCCGCCCAACACCCUGGAGCAGCCCGCCCGCGCGCUAAGAGCGUCCCGGGCGGUGAACACCUGACAAUCGAACUGGACGGCAAGAUGAUUGAGCUCACUGAUCAAAUUCAGAUGUACACAACAAACGACAUGCUCGCACAUCCCAUGGUUUCACCUGUCAUGCAACCAUCGCUCGGUGGACUACCGCCACUUCUGAUCCAAACUGGAGGCGGUGAGCUUCUGCGUGACGAACAGAUCUACAUCGCUCAUAAAGCUGCCAACCCAUCUGCCUAUUUGCCAAGCAAAAAGGUCAUGGAUGAAUUCGACCCCAACAGGGAAGUACUUGACAAGUAUCCGCCUACACAUGUUGUUUUACAAGUUUGGGACGACCUUUGCCACGUCCCGCAUACUCUCAGUUUCACUAGACCGGCCAAAUACAUGUACCGCAGUGUCGCUCAGUUCGGUGCUUGGGCUUUAGCUCGUGCUCAAGAUCAAGCCAUCACUAUUCUUGACGAUGAUGCAAUCAGUAUCAUCAGUACCCAAUCUAGCCAUGAGAGUGAUGCCAACUCAUCAAGUGAGGACGUUGACCGCGGUAGAUCCGUGGACAAGAGGUUUCCUGACGCUCUUGGCACUCCGAUCCGCGCUCACACUGUUUCUACAGCUUCUGGAUCCGUCGGAAAAGCUGGAGAUCCCUUACCUCCAUUCCAAGGUCAUAUGGUUCGUCAGAGAGUCGACCGACAUGGUGUCACAUAUCCGCUUGCUGCUGUAUCGGACUUACCAUGUCUAAAGCUGGAUCCCAACACCAUUGGCAUGAUCAAGCCUGGACCUGUGCGAAAGUGGAUUGCCAAGAAGGCUGACUGGGACGUGAAGUACGGAAAGGACAAGCGUUCGAUACAGAAACAGCGCAUCAAGGAGAUGGCCGAGGGCUAUGACACAUUCGGACCGGGAGAAGUCCCACCACCUACCGCUUUGGCUGGACGUCGUAAGAAGGACAUGCCAAGCCAGAAGUCGCGCAAGGGUAAAUCAUGGGGUCUCGCCAUGUGGUCUGGAUGGGGAAGCAAACACGACGAAGACACCAUUGGCCGCGAGCAGAAGGUCAACCGAGCUCCCACGCAAUCAGUCGUGCUACCAGAAGCUGGUGCCGCGAUUCCAAAGGUCGAUCCCGAGCGUGCGGCUACGAUCAAGGCAUCUCCCACUUUCGACCGUAGCCUCAGUCCCAGCUACCGUACAGUAACAGAUUUGGGCCAAGCAGGCCCUAGAUCUCGACCCACUACCUCCGACACGAUCCCACCUACACCACCUGCCAAGGACUCACCAAAAGGUAAACAAGCCAUCAGAGAUGACGAAGCCCAUCUAGCACCAUACGGCAUGCACACCAAGAUUCCUGGUUCAGAAAACACUUUCUUGAGCAACAACAGCGCACGCCCUCACAAUGGCGAAGUGGCUUAUCCGUUCAAGUUGAAGAAUGAAGCUGCCACCGCGAGUACAGUCACCUUGGACUCUGCAGCACAUAUCCGACCAAUGGGAAGAGGUGACGAUGUCAGCAGCAUUGGUUCUGUGGCGGCAAGCCCCAGACCUGCUACCCAAGGCGGAGUCAGCUUCAUGGACGGGAAUGGCGAAGGCAUUAUUGCCGAUGAACCUGGCGUGGGCGUCUACGAGACCGAGACAGGAUCGAAGAGCAGGGACAAGGGCAAGGGUAAAGCUGUCGAGGCAGCCAUUGGUAAUGAGGAGGAAGGGGCAGCUGCGAGACCAGCAUUACAGACAUUUGUCACUGCACAUGAGUUUUGAUGACUCGAGUUGAGAUGAGUUAUAUUUUUGACAGAAGACGUUGCGAGGUGUAUUGUUAGGAUUAGAUACCCCCUGUUCUGAUACGAAGCUGCGAGUAUAU